AUGUCGAAACGUGACGUCGUCCUCACCAAUGUCACUGUUGUCCAGCUACUGAGGCAGCCAUGCCCGGUCAACAGAGCUCCACCUCCACCUGAGCCCAAAGUUGAGGAGCCACCACCCAAGGUCGAGGAGCCACCGCCACCGCCUCCACCCCGGGUAGAGCCGGUCAAAGAGGUUCCACCUCCCCCUCCACCACCACCCAAAAAGCCACCAAAAGAGCUGACAGUGGGCAUCAAUGGAUUUGGACGUAUUGGUCGCCUGGUUCUGCGAGUCUGCAUGGAGAAGGGUGUUAAGGUGGUGGCAGUGAACGAUCCAUUCAUUGACCCAGAAUACAUGGUAUACAUGUUCAAAUAUGACUCGACGCAUGGGAGAUACAAAGGAAGUGUGGAGCAUAAGAAUGGACGACUAGUUGUGGAUGACCUUGAGAUCCAAGUGUACCAGUGCAAAGAUCCCAAAGACAUUCCUUGGAGUUCUGUAGGGAGUCCCUAUGUGGUGGAGUCUACAGGCGUAUACCUGUCCACAGAGGCAGCUUCGGCACACAUCUCAGCCGGAGCCCAGCGUGUAGUAGUCACUGCGCCCUCCCCCGAUGCGCCCAUGUUGGUCAUGGGUGUGAAUGAGAAGGAGUAUAAUCCUGGCUCUAUGAACAUCGUCAGCAAUGCAUCCUGUACCACCAAUUGCCUGGCCCCCCUCGCAAAGGUUAUUCAUGAACGCUUUGGGAUCGUGGAAGGGCUGAUGACCACAGUGCAUUCCUACACGGCCACUCAGAAGACAGUGGAUGGGCCGUCAAAGAAGGACUGGCGAGGUGGACGCGGUGCUCACCAGAACAUCAUUCCAUCCUCCACUGGGGCUGCCAGUGCCGUAGGCAAAGUCAUCCCAGAGCUCAAAGGGAAGUUAACGGGAAUGGCAUUCCGGGUGCCAACCCCAAAUGUAUCUGUUGUGGACCUGACCUGCCGCCUGGCCCAGCCUACCUCCUACUCGGCUAUCAAGGAAGCUGUGAAAGAGGCAGCCAAGGGGCCCUUGGCUGGCAUCCUUGCUUACACAGAGGACCAGGUGGUCUCCACGGACUUUAUCGGCGAUCCCCAUUCGUCUAUCUUCGAUGCUAAGGCUGGCAUUGCCCUCAAUGACAACUUCGUUAAACUCAUUUCCUGGUACGACAACGAAUAUGGCUACAGUAACCGGGUGGUCGACCUCCUCCGCUACAUGUUUAGCCGAGAGAAGUAA
This is a messenger RNA of Microtus oregoni (creeping vole), 1218 nucleotides long. RefSeq names its product glyceraldehyde-3-phosphate dehydrogenase, spermatogenic (gene Gapdhs). The record is from RefSeq and is a predicted model, not a curated record. NCBI's taxonomy places the organism in Eukaryota, Metazoa, Chordata, Mammalia, Rodentia, Cricetidae. Gene Ontology annotation, biological process: glucose metabolic process. The transcript is spliced from 12 exons. Gene Ontology annotation, molecular function: NADP binding; oxidoreductase activity, acting on the aldehyde or oxo group of donors, NAD or NADP as acceptor; NAD binding. Bases 1 to 1218 code for a protein of 405 amino acids.